AUGGCGAAUGGUCUUCCUGGGCUCACACUCCCUCUUAACCACCAACCCGAAACGAAGCACCCAAAGCACCACCCAGACACGGGCAAGCGGUAUUCAAGCCAGCCGUUAUUUCCGACUGCAUUGCAGGUGCAGGAUUUGGCCAAUGGAUUCAGCGUGCUCCCUUUGAAAACCCUCCGGGAACAGAUCAUGCUCCAAUUGAUGGACCAUAUCACUGAUAAGAAGGGCUGGGAGAAAAAGGUAUUCAAAGAAACAAUUACGAAUAAAUGGCGCGAAGAAAUCCAAACUUCGAACCAAGAUAUUUCCUCACCAAUGCUCGAAUACAUCAUCUCGGAGCUCCGCGACAAGGCUGAAUUUUACAAGCAAACCGGUGGAACAGUCGUCGUGUACGAGUUCGGCAUCGUCAAAUCCGAUUUUGCAGUCCUCGAAGCCACGCGUCUAGCUCUAAUGGAUGCGGUACACGCCCUAGAAGAAACAACGCCUGUGGACUACCACCCGGGAUCAGAUAAUAGAGUGGUUGAUCUCAUACAUCCAUCUAUGUUCCCGCUCGUUUAUGGGCGGAGUCGUAUUCUGCGUGAUCAGUUUAUAGGACUGGAAGAUUGUCUUAAGGUGCAUCCUAGCGAAGGGGAGAUUAUCCCUGUUCCGCCGGAAGAAGCGGCGAAACUGCCGCCCCUGAACCCGAAGAUUGUUAACUAUAGCCGGUUGAAGGCCAUUCCAAAUCCCUAUAGUCUGAAAUUCCAAUGGCUUCCGUGCGACGUGCAGAUGGAAUGGCCUUCAGGCUGCAAAGUUACAUCUUAUAUUAACAACCUUCAUCCAACAAAAGAUGCCAAGUUGUAUCCAAUCAUCGAAGAGAUAAUUCCCUGCGCGAUCCCUCUCUGGAACUACACUCUAGGUCCGCUAGACGGGCAAAAUUGCCGCCACAAUGAUGUUACAUGGAGCUCAUCACCAACAUGGCCGCCUAACAGGAUCACAUAUUCUAAUGUUAGAUAUCGUGUGGAGAUACCCGCCAAUGGACGGCGGUUCACUGCAGCAGAAGUCGUUCAGCCCGAACCACGAGAGUAUACACCUUGGGAACCACCAUCUAUCGACCUUGGGCUUGACUACUGGGGCAGCCUACAAGUAAUCGUCAAACUCGCUAAUAUCGACCUUACACCCGACAAACCAGUUUAUGAAGGUGGGUCCUGGCAUGUAGAAGGCCAAUUAAACGAACACAUCUGCGCCACAGCUCUAUACUAUUACUCUAGCACAAACAUAACCGAAAGCCGCCUCUCCUUCCGUCAAGAAUCCGACUUCGAUAUCCCUAACUACAUCCCGCACCAAAUCGACCCCUGGAUCGGCGCCAUCUACGGCUGCGAAGACCACGGACCACGCGUGCAGGAAAUCAUCGACGUCGAGUGUCGGCAGGGCCGACUCCUCACGUUUCCGAAUAUCUUCCAGCACCGCGUGCAGCCGUUUUCGUUGCGGGAUCCUACUAAGCCUGGGUGUAGGAAGAUUUUGGCGCUAUUUUUGGUUGACCCUGGGAUUACGGUGAUUUCAACAGGGAAUGUGCCACCGCAGAGGGCUGAUUGGUGGGUUAGGGAUCGAGGUGAGGGUGGGGAGGGCCUGAUGGGUAUGGCUGAGGCGAAGGAGUUGCGGGUUGAGCUUAUGGAGGAGCGGAAGGUGUUUGAGGGCCAUCAGGAUGCGGCUUUUCAGUCCCUGAGGUUUAAUCUUUGCGAGCAUUAG
This is a messenger RNA of Penicillium subrubescens, 1719 nucleotides long. RefSeq names its product DUF4246 domain-containing protein. The coding region runs from base 1 to 1719 and encodes 572 amino acids. NCBI's taxonomy places the organism in Eukaryota, Fungi, Ascomycota, Eurotiomycetes, Eurotiales, Aspergillaceae. The transcript is spliced from 4 exons. The record is from RefSeq and is a predicted model, not a curated record.